AUGGGGGCAGGGGAGAGGAAUGGGGGCAGGGGAGAGGAAUGGGGGCAGGGGAGAGGAAUGGGGGCAGGGGAGAGGAAUGGGGCAGGGGAGAGGAAUGAGCUGCCUGUGUCACAGCCCCCUUCACCCCCUCCUCAAUGGACAAUUGCCUGUGAUACAGCCCCCCCCACCCCCUUCUGCAAAGGAAGAGGGGAGGAGGAGGAGGGGGAGGAGGAGGAAGAAGAGGAGGAGGAGGAGGAGGAGGAGGAGGAGGAGGAGGAGGAGGAGGAGGAGGAGGAGGAGGAGGAGGAGGAGGAGGAGGAGGAGGAGGAGGAGGACGAGGAGGAGGAGGAGGAGGAGGAGGAGGAGGAGGAGGAGGAGGAGGAGGAGGAGGAGGAGGAGGAGGAGGAGGAGGAGGAGGAGGAGGAGGAGGAGGAGGAGGAAGUGGAGGAGGAGGAGGAGGAGGAGGAGGAGGAGGAGGAGGAGGAGGAGGAGGAGGAGGAGGAGGAGGAGGAGGAGGAGGAGAAGAAGAAGAGAGAAGGGAUAGAGCGCUCACCUCUCUGGACAGCUGUCUGUGAUACAAUGCGCCUGCUGUCUCUCGUGUGA
Molecule: messenger RNA, 582 nt
Organism: Closterium sp. NIES-65
Lineage: Eukaryota; Viridiplantae; Streptophyta; Zygnematophyceae; Desmidiales; Closteriaceae
Source: the annotation of a GenBank genome assembly